Messenger RNA from Bactrocera dorsalis (oriental fruit fly), 769 nucleotides. RefSeq lists its product as uncharacterized. The transcript has 2 exons. The record is from RefSeq and is a predicted model, not a curated record. Lineage: Eukaryota; Metazoa; Arthropoda; Insecta; Diptera; Tephritidae. Bases 103 to 654 code for a protein of 183 amino acids.
UUUCCAUAGUCAUUAAUGCAUUGGAAACACUAGUUGCGAUCGCGAGCGCGCAAACUGAAAACACAUGCGCAAGCGACUGGUGGAGGCCCUCCGAUAAGUGGAAUGACUCCAUUCGAGGAGCAAGCCAUAACAACAUUUGGGGCAGCAGCGGUAGAUGGAUUGCCGGGUGUUGCGACUUUGGGUCAUCAGGUUUUGCCGUUGUAUAUAAAUACACUUGAAGCUCCAGCUUCCUCGCCAACACCAACAGUCGCAUCGCCUGCUCCUGCACCCUCACUAGCAGUCGCAUCGCCUGCUUUAGCGCCAACACCAACAGUCGCAUCGCCUGUUCCAGCAUCUUCACUAGUCACAUCGCCUGCUCCAGCUUUUCCUGCUUUAUCAAUCAAUUUUUCUUCCUCGCCAUCACCUCAUUUUUCUUCUUCACCAUCACCUCCAUCUUCUUCCUUAUCUCCUCCCAUAUUAUCUUCUUCUAUGCCAUCGCCUUCUUAUAUCCCUACCGAAAAAUUUACUGCAGCGAAGAUGCUUGGAACAGUGUUAAAAAAGGGAGGAGGAGGCCAUUGCUCUACAAAUGCAAAUUGUAGAGCAAAAGGCGCAGAUGACAGGGGUGCUGACUCAAAUGACACAGGCACUAACCUCGCUGUCAGAGGUUAUGGCUAAGUUGUCCCAAAAAUUGGAUAAAUAAUAAUAAAAAUGUAAAAAAUGAAAUAAAAAUGUAAAAAAUUAAAUAAAAAUGUAAAAAAUGAAAUAAAAAUGUAAAAAAUUAAAUAAAAAU